AUGGCGCUCUACUAUGACGCCGCCACGGUGUUGGGCACGGAUUUGCAAGUUGGUUCUCUGAAAUCUCGGGUCUACGAUGGAUCCCUGGGGCUUCAAUCAAAACCCGCUCAUCUAUACGCCUUGAUCUCAGAGACGGCCAAAUACGACACCUUCCUAUCAGAAGUGAUCAACAAUGCAGGGAUCCUUGCCCUGGAACCCAAGUUAACUCCCAUCCUAUGCCUCCUUCUUACCCACGACCACCUUUUCUCCAAGGGCGGCAUCGCCGCUUCAUCUACCCACCAUCUCCGUCAAGCCAUAGAGCGACACAAGGCAAGACUUCAAGCGGAACUUACAAAGGCACGUCUGCGGAGGAGAUGUGCGACGGUUGAGGAACUCAAGACACUCCUUUCCUCGCAAAAACCUCCCGCCUUUCGGUCGCAACCUCGUUGGGUUCGCAUCAAUACUUUAAAAUCAAGUCUCGACCAUGAGCUCUCUACAACGUUCAAGGACUAUCGCACAGAUGCUUCCAUUGCCGAAGUCAUCGCAAGCCCAAGCUCGGCCAGGGUACUGACCAUCGAUCCAAAUAUUCCAAAUCUGCUGGCCAUUCCACCCGACACUAAUCUUACCGGAACGCGUGCCUAUGUCGAAGGAUCUAUCAUCCUUCAAGACAAAGCCUCCUGCUUUCCAGCAUACUUGUUAUCGGGUGAGCAUGAUGAUCAGCAAGAUAUGGGGCACUGCAUAGACGGAUGUGCCGCCCCAGGCAACAAGACUUCACACCUCGCCGCCAUAUGCCUUGAAAAUGGCAGACAUGACAUCAAGGUUUUCGCAUGUGAAAGGGACGGAAGGAGGUCGAGAAUUCUACAAGACAUGAUGAAAAAAUCGGGUGCCGAAAGGGUGACGGUGCUAGCGAAGCAGGAUUUUCUCGCCCUCAACCCGAACGACUCCCGGUUUAGCGACGUCACACAUCUCUUGCUUGACCCCAGUUGCUCUGGAAGUGGCAUUGUGGGAAGGGAGGAUAUCCCUUCUCUGACACUACCUACGGCGGGGAAAGUCGAGAAAGCCAAGGUAUCACAACUUGCUUCUCCUACAUCCAAACCUAAGAAACGAAAGCGAGGCAACCUUCAGGAAGACGUGCCCGUCGUUCCGGCAGAAACAAAAGACGCUGCGCCUGUGGAGGAAGUCCGCGACACAUCUCAUGACCCUGUCAGAUUGCAGAAGCUAUCUUCCCUACAGACCAGGAUUGUUGAACACGCAUUGUCCUUCCCAGCCGCCGUGCGAGUCACUUAUUCGACAUGCUCUAUCCACAUCGAGGAAAAUGAGCUCGUGGUGGCGAGAAUACUUUCUUCAGCGAAUGCAAAGGGAUGGCGUCUGUUAAGAAGAGAGGAGCAGGUCGAAGGACUAAGAUCAUGGAAACACAGAGGGGUGGAGCUGACGACGCAAGUUGCAAUUGAAGGUCCCAAGUCUUUAGAGAUGUUAUCAAGGCUCAGCGAGGCUGAUCGAAAAGCCUGCAUACGAUGUCAUCCAGAAGGUGAAGAAGGUACCAUGGGUUUCUUCGUCUGUUGCUUCGUUCGUGAAGAAGAGGUGGCUCCCACCAUGAAUGCUCCGGAUCCUGAGUCUGCUUCAAUCUCAAUUCAUGAUGAGGAUAGCUGGGAAGGCUUUGAUGAGUAGUAGAGCGCGACUUGACUAUGAAAAAUUUGAUGCAAUCCUCGGC
Molecule: messenger RNA, 1690 nt
Organism: Exophiala mesophila
Lineage: Eukaryota; Fungi; Ascomycota; Eurotiomycetes; Chaetothyriales; Herpotrichiellaceae
Exons: 2
Coding region: 1-1647 (548 amino acids)
Biological process (GO): rRNA base methylation
Cellular component (GO): nucleolus
Molecular function (GO): methyltransferase activity
Source: RefSeq, a predicted model, not a curated record